GCGCAUCCACACUUGGUGCGCUACCACCAAAUCCGCAUCACAAAAUCCGCAGGCGGAACGACAAUAGAAGUACUGAUGGAGCGCUGUAGCAAUCCACCAUCAUAUGGUAGCAGAGCGUGUCGUCUAUCCAUUGGGACCAUUAAUCGUUUAAGCGGUUAUAAGGAUACCGCAGCAGCAGCAGCAAAGGGAACGGCUAUACGGAUGCCGUCAUCGCGAAAAGAAGAUGGAUCGCGAAAGAAGAUGGAACAAGAAGAACGGCUAUACGGAUGCCGUCAUCGCGAAAGGAAGAUGGAUCGCGAAAAGAAGAUGGAACAAGAAUGUCAGCAGCCAGCCAGCGACGACUACGCCAACUCCAGUCCACAGCAGCUAAAGGACUGCCAGCCACCGAAGCCCACGUGUACCCUGCCACCACAGACGAUGCAGUGAGCUGCUCCGCAGGGUCACCAGUGUCAAUUUGCCCCAAACCCCUGCCCGAUUUUCCUGGGAUGACGACCUUUCCUGGACGGGUGCAGCGGAAUUUCCCCACUGAAGAAGCGUAUUUUGGUGUUUGCAGGGUCACCAGUGUACCAGUGCCCCAAACCCCUGCCCGAUUUUUCUCAGAACGUGACCUUUUCCGACUGAAGAAAAUUGGAAUUUGCCCAGUUCCGGGUUGGACGUCGUCGCAGUCGUAAAUUUCGUCGCAGCCAGUGCGU
Paramacrobiotus metropolitanus is the source of this 692-nucleotide messenger RNA. RefSeq lists its product as uncharacterized. The transcript is spliced from 2 exons. The record is from RefSeq and is a predicted model, not a curated record. NCBI's taxonomy places the organism in Eukaryota, Metazoa, Tardigrada, Eutardigrada, Parachela, Macrobiotidae. The coding region runs from base 76 to 426 and encodes 116 amino acids.